UUUUAUAGUAUCUGUUUUAAUUGCACCUAUGUAAUAAAGUUAUUGAAGCAAUAUUUGACUAUAUCAUACACCUAACAUGACCCUUUAACCGGUAGAUGAAUAUUUCAGGAGCAAACCUUAAAAGAAGUGGGACAUUAUUUGGACGACCAGUCCUGCUGUGUCAGGGAUUGUAAUAGAGCACAAACAAAUGUAAUCCCAAUUCCAAGCGCUUGCUGUAGAACUCUAAUGAGACCUGAAAGCCACACAAAGGGAGUAGGAUUUGAUAAAGGCUGCGAAACCUUCGAAAGCUUAGAAAUCACCUCACUCUACGCAAUUUUUAAACCCACCCCCAUCCUCACCAAACCCCGCUCUACACUACUCAGUGCUUCAGUUUCCCUAAGUUUCCCUCCUACCAAAGCCCAAAUUUUGUUUGGUUGGAUCAAAUGGUACUAUGCCACAGACGUACCACUUACCAAACCCGAUUGGUACGAGUAUAAAAAGACACAGGAUGCCAAGAAGUAUGUACCGUUCUCGGACUACGACUCCAAGCGAAUUGAAUCCCACUAUCGCAAAUUUGGAGAUUCACAGUCCGAAGAUAUUUCACCUAGAGUUUACGUUAGUGAAGACCGGUUGUUCCAGGUAGACGUGGAAAACCUCCAUUUGUCCCCAGUGUAUUGGGAAGGUCCGCUGUACGAAACACGUCGGGGAUUGUGGUUUAGUCUGGAUGGUAUACCGUUGGCUGAAGACAUCACCCGAGAAAUCGAAAAUGGGUAUAAGGACAAAAAGCCAUAUUUAUUUGACGAAGACCGAAAGAGGCAGGCAGAACAACCACAAAAACAGAAGCCCAAUAAUAUCGACUUUUCCAAGUUCUACGAAACUAUUGGUGAAGAUUUUAAAUCCAAAGAGUCUCACGAUGAUGUGGUGAUACUUGGAAACGGGAAAGCAGUUGUCUAUUUCAAUGAUAACAAGGCGGUUCUUUUCCCCAAAUUCAUGGUAAAUAGCUACCAGCUACCCAUCAUUCGUCAAUUUUAUGGUUCUUCCGUGGCUUUAAUGGGUGUAGAGCCCAUCCAGCGAGGUUAUUCUUCGGAUUUGAAAUCAAUGUUUGACAACUUCACCAAGAAAAACACGAUAAGCUCGUCAAAUCACUUCCUUCUUCCAGAACCCGGUUUGUUCUUGGGAAAAAUACCACAGAACAAAGAGGACAAUCAGAAUGAACAAAUGAGAGAGGUAAUUGAAGACGACUUUGAAGACUCCACCACCGAGCAGACUUCCACUCGAGAAACCGAUCACCUAGUACUUUGUGUCCACGGGAUUGGACAGGGUUUGGGUCUCAUGGCCGAAGCCAUUAACAUUGUUCAUGAUAUCAACAGUAUGAGAAACACCAUGAAAACAGUGUACAAAGAGAACAAGAAGUUUCGUAACUUGGCAUAUAAGGAUCCGAAAGACCCCGAUGUGGACAAGAACAACCGGAUUCAAGUGUUGCCGAUUGCCUGGAGACACAGAAUUGACUUUCAUCCAGAGAAAGUGAGUACUUCCGAUGACAAACUUGAACCAAGACUACCCACCCUUUCUCAGAUCAACGUGGAAGGCGUAAGACCGUUGCGUAACGUUGUCGGUUAUGUGGCGUUGGAUAUCUUGCUUUAUUAUGACAACAAAUACUUCAACCAAAUUCUUGAAGCGGUAACUCUAGAGCUCAAUCGGGUAUAUGAGCUUUAUAUGGAGAAUAAUCCCGACUUCAAAGGGAAAGUACAUAUCUUGGGCCAUUCUUUGGGGUCUGCCAUUUCCUUUGACAUUGCUUCCAGACAGUUUGAUACGAGGCCAACCAAGCCAAAUCGGUCAGCCGACCUUUUGUUCGAUGUCGAUUCUUUAUUCUGCGUAGGAAGUCCCGUCGGAGUGUUCAAGUUAAUCAGCCAAAAGAAUAUUGUCAACAGAAGCGAUGUACCAAAAGAUUUUGAUCCAAGGAGCCGAUCUUUACUGUACUCGUCUCCCAAGUGCAAAAACUUAUACAACUUAUACCAUCCAUGCGAUCCAAUUGGGUAUAGAAUCGAACCUUUGAUUAAACCCAGGUUCGCUCAUUUCAAAGCGCAAGAAGCACCUUUUGCUGCUGACGGUCUUGAAACCCCAUUCAAAGGCUGGUCCACGCUCACAGAUGAGCUCCAAGAGCGAUUCUCUAAGGCCAAUACUUGGCUCUGGAGUUUUAACAAGAAAUCAAAGGCAUUUGACCAAAAUUCCUUAGGUGACUUCAUGAACGGUAUUGUGGAUUCCAACCCAGUUGAAACCCCAGAUGAUGCUGAGUCUAAGAAGAAGCUUUCGCAAAAAGACUUGGGGGAGUUACUUAAGUUCAACAAAGAAGGGAGAGUAGAUUUUUCUUUACCAAGAGGAAUGUUCGACAUUUCAUUGUUAUCUGCUAUUAGUGCACACGUAUCUUAUUUUGAAGACAAGGAUACCGCUGGGUUCAUCAUGGGAGAGUUGCUCUUGUCAGACAACCCACCGGUGAAGUCAUUAGAAGUGAUGUACAAAGACGUUUAGCCAUAUGUUAUUAUUUAACUUUAAAAGUCAUCUAUACCUUUAUCACAAUCGUUUUCGAUCAACUUCAACAUUCCUUUGGGUAAUAUGGGCGUAUUGGUGUCGUCGAGAAUAUACCUGAAGGGCAUUUCUGUAGACUCGUACCUGUUGAACUUGAUUUCGGGGUAAUCGAUGAACUUGAUAUCUUCAAACUUAACUUGUUUGUCGACGAUUCUCUGUGUGGUACGUACAGCGGUGUCGGUUGUCAUUUGAAGCUCACCGAGCCUUCUACCAGAAAAUCCAUACUUAUCUCUGAGCAAUCCAGUUCUGUCAAUUCUAGGAUGAGAUCCCAAGAUCCCUCCAAACACAAAAUAAUCGAACUUUUGCUGGUCAUUAGGUACCAAGUCUGUUUCUGCUGCUGGAUCAAGAAGGCACACCCGAGAGUGGUCCAAGCCGUUAUCAAUUUGAAUACAUUCUUGUGUAGUCCAUUGCAAACCCAAGUCUAAAAGUUGCUGGGGGAUAUCUUUCUCAGUGGUAUUUGCGGGUAGAGAAGUUAAGACCAAGUUUUCCUUACCCACAUCCUUGAUUAUCUGAGUAUAUUCAAGCACCACCCACUCGGAAAAUUCGGGUUCCAUGUGCUCAAUUAUGUACUUCAUGGUUCAAGAUGGAAAAUUCACAUUGCGAUGAACGCUCGCUUUGACUGCAAAAUUUAUCUCACCAUUCAUUUUAUUAUCUAUAAAUCGCUUUUCUUCACAAAUUACUUUGUUAUAUACAUCUGCACUACUUCUUAGAGCAACACGAGUCAGAUGACGAUGAUGUCUUGUUGAACGCCAAUCUGGAAGUGGAGUCAACGUUCAAAGAACAUGAAUCCAAACCCUUGGCCCCCGUUCUGACUUCUGAAGUCAUCUUGGAGUACGAAGGCUUGAUAUCGAGCACAGGGUUUUCUGUGAAAAUAUGUCUUGGUCUCAACAUCAAGUCGAAUAUCUCAGUUGGCAUGACGGGGAAGUCUUCUGGGGAUGGGAAGUGGGUGAUACCGAAGGUGUGGAAAAACACAAUGUCAGUGUUUUCAACAUUAUCGGUUCCAUCACCAAUCCACUUUCUCAUUCCUCUCAAACCAUCACCACUCCAUUGAGCAACAUGGUCACCUGAUGGAUACAACGUACCGUAUCCAAAGUCCUCGUCUUUGUAUGGAACAACUUGUGUGGUGUGUUCAGCCCAUGGAGCUCUUUUUCUCACCAAUGAGCCGGGUUGAGCCAACACCGGAGGACAGAAGGUAGACACCAACUUGUAAGAUGCGGGCUUCCCGGAGUACUUGUUGAUGGACUUGGGGUUAAACAUGUCCCAGGUUCUGGCAUACUUUGAUUCUGCUUGGGUCAACGAAUCCUUGACGGUCUUAAAUACGGUUUUCUUUGCAUAGAACCCAUUACCAUAGACGUUUUCAGGAGAUCCAGUUGGAUAAGGCGAAGGACAAGCAUCCGACGUGGCGGCAGAGUUACCCUCACCAUCAAUUCUAGGGUGGAUUCUCAAGGAGAACAAGUGCUGGUGAUUGUGGGCAUUGACCUUGGGGUAAACAAUGGUUCCCCAUGGUCCAAUAUCCUCAUCUUCGUCACAAAUGUAGGUGUUCAAGAUCCCGGUCAAUCUGACCUCCAACUUAAUGGUACCAUCUUGUCUCAAGGUCCAGUAUAAACAGUAUUCGUAGUUAGCGGCGGUGAAGAUUUGAGAGAUGAUCAACUUCUUACCUCUGGUGUUGAUGGUGGUUUGGAAAUCGUCUCUGAAGUCGGAGUGCUUGAACAAAAUCCCAUCGUCUUCUUCGUGGAUACAGACAGCAUUUCUGAUGGUAGAAGGGUCACCAAACUUAUCGACAAAAUGGGCAUCCAAGUAAUGGAUCACUCCU
This is a messenger RNA of Yamadazyma tenuis ATCC 10573, 4378 nucleotides long. Its product is annotated as putative carboxylic ester hydrolase. Gene Ontology annotation, molecular function: glycerophospholipase activity; metal ion binding. The record is from RefSeq and is a predicted model, not a curated record. NCBI's taxonomy places the organism in Eukaryota, Fungi, Ascomycota, Pichiomycetes, Serinales, Debaryomycetaceae. Gene Ontology annotation, cellular component: cytoplasm.